This is a messenger RNA of Dermatophagoides pteronyssinus (European house dust mite), 1663 nucleotides long. RefSeq lists its product as uncharacterized. The record is from RefSeq and is a predicted model, not a curated record. Gene Ontology annotation, cellular component: plasma membrane. NCBI's taxonomy places the organism in Eukaryota, Metazoa, Arthropoda, Arachnida, Sarcoptiformes, Pyroglyphidae.
UGAAAGCAAUUAAUUUCGAUUCACCUGGUUAGAAUAAUACAACAGCAAUAUAUUUGUUUCAAAAUAAAAACAAAACCGUUUGAAUGUUCAUAACGAAUCCAUACGUAACGUAUCCACAACGUUCAUCGUUACAUCGUUACCAUUUUGGUCGUAGAGCGGCCAUUGGCGAGAAACAUGAACACAUGUUUCUCCGUGCAAUAGGCAAGGCCAUGCAGUAUUAUCGUAUCUGGAUAUAUUCCUGUAAUGCAGCAUUAUUCAUCGGAACAUUCAUUUAUGUAGUUGCCUUCAUUACGGUUAUAACCGAUUCACGUUUAAGCCUUUUUCCCAAUAUUCGCCUUUAUCAUCCAUCAUUUAUAUAUGCCUAUCUAGCCAUCAUUAUACAAGGCGGCCUAGUACAGGCGAUCGGAUGUCUUGGUGCACUUAAGCUCAAUGAAAGUUAUCUACAUUUAUAUCUAGUAACAAUGUCAAUAUUAGUAUUUGGUGAUGCGAUUGUUGGUGUAGCAUGGGCUUUACGAUAUAAAAAUAUAACCAUGAAUCUUAAAAGUGACCUCAAAAAUCAAAUUUUUAAUGAAUAUGAUACCAAUAUUGAAAUACGGAAUGUCUGGGAUGAUAUCCAAGUCAAUUGGAAUUGCUGUGGUGUUGAUGGUCCAACCGAUUAUAAUGUAUCGACAUGGGCCUUACGUUAUCUUCCAUUACCAGAAUCCCAGCAUCUAGUUUUACCAUUAAGUUGUUGUCAUCCUGAAGAGCCUACGUUUGGUCCACCACAUAAUGAAUGUAUUACGAAAAUGAAUGAACAUGUAUUUAGUAAUGGUUGUUAUGAGCAUAUUUAUCUAUGGUUACAGAAUUCAACUGAUUUAUUAUUAGUACUUGGUUUCUGUGUGAUUACAUUUGUUAAGUUGUGCUUCCUAUUUUUAUUACGCUCAGAAAUCAAAGAAAUGAUUGAAAAAAUUAAAGUGAUUAAAGGUGAAACUAGUAGUGAUAUUCCUAUGUUACCCUUUCAAGAUAUUGAAGCCUAUUUACCAAGGCCAUCAAUGCAACAACAACAGGAUCAAACGGCAAUAGGCACAACAACAAUGUUGCUCAAUCCAUCAUCAACAACAACAGCUGCUACAAAUCAACAUCCAAUGAUUUUUCGUGGUAAUUCAACACAGGAAAGAUGUCAUUGUCGUCUUAGUGCUGCAAGUGGCUAUAUAAAUCCAACAAAUGCAACAGCAGCUACAAAUCUAAUCAAUACAUUGACCGGUUCACGUACAAUAUUAAGCUAUUCUGCAGCCAAUCUGGCCGCAUGUCAAUCAUUUGCUAAAAAACAUAGUAUUGUAUGAUUGAUUAUCUGUUGUUGCCAUAAUAAAAAAAAAUAAUGAAUAAAUAUAGUAAAAAAACAACACAAAUAUACAUUUACGCAAACUUAUUAAACAACAAAUCAAACAAAACAAAAAAAACUAUGUUGAAAUAAAUGAAAAGACAUUCUUAUCUAACCAAGAACAGAAAAUUUAGCCAACCGGAAAUUCAAAUCAAUCAUCAACAAAACCAAAAAACGCAUUAAUUUUUGUGUUUAUUCAAGAUGUUUAUACGUGUGUAUGUGUGUGUUUGUGUUUAUAAGUGUGUUUGGAUUUCUUUUAGCCUAAAUUAAGUGAUAUAACAACCGCGUAAACAAUGAAUCAAA